Eimeria maxima is the source of this 6084-nucleotide messenger RNA. RefSeq lists its product as hypothetical. The record is from RefSeq and is a predicted model, not a curated record. Bases 1 to 6084 code for a protein of 2027 amino acids. Lineage: Eukaryota; Apicomplexa; Conoidasida; Eucoccidiorida; Eimeriidae. The transcript has 9 exons.
AUGCUGCCCCAAAGCCAUGCUCACUUAGGGGGUUCGCAGCGCGCAGCGCCCGUGCAAGCCAACUUACACGCAUAUCGUGUAAUCGCAUCUCCAGCAGCUGCGGGCUCCACCGAAAGAAGAGAGGAUGAAGCUGAGGGUGCUGCUGUGGUAACUGCAAACGCAGAGGCGUACGGUUUCCCACCCUUUGCAAAACAGUCAACACAAGAUAGGUCAACGAGGGCGGAGGGCCCCUCUGGAGUAUUGGCUAACGAGGCGCUGAGACCCACAGAUGCCCUCAAAGAUAUUCAGCAGGAUGCGAAGUCAAAUUCGUCACAUGCUGGCAAUGAUUGUGGCAAGGAUAGUCCCGGGAAGCAUCAUCUCGGCCUCCGUCAGCUGGCCUUCCAGUCAGUGUUGCUGUUAGUGUCAUGGAUCUCCCUUGCUGUUUUCCAACCCAACGGCCGGCCCCUUCUGCUCAUCGCCGCCAUCGCUCUAUCUCGCCUGCAUCUGGGAUGGCUUCUGUGUUGCAUUCUGCGCAUGGUGCUGCCGCGCUACAUGAGCACUGAUCUAUCCGAAGAUCCCGAGGCCAAGAAGCUCGACCAGGGCAGGCUGUCUGCGUUUGUUGGUCGUUUGGGGUACAGAUGUUGGACUCGGAUGCCUCUGCGUUAUUGGCACUGCGCUUUUUACCUGUUGCUGCUGCUGGCGGCCUUCUGGGCAGCCUCGGUGGUGUGGGAAGACUCGCAAGAGGGACUGCAGGCACUGCAGGGUGGAGGAGGGACGGCCCUGCCGUCAACUCAGACUUGGCUAGGCGGGGGCUUAUCACCUCUGCUGCUGAACUCCGACUCGCCGCAGCACGUAAAGAUUGCCGCAACAGCGGUAGCUCGAGGGCGCGAGGCGUCGGACUAUCUUCUUUGGCUGCUGCACUCUGCAGCACAGCAGAAGUUCGGGCGGGUGCUGCUGUUGCUGCGAAGUUUUACUUUCUGGAUAAACAGUUUUCUCUUGCAGCCGUUUGUGGCCGUCUUGGGCCACACCGGCCUUUUUGCUAGUGUCAACGGGACCUGCAGCCUUUCAGAUGCCCCUGAAGUUUCUCCAGACAGUGGGGACCCUCAGGAAGGAUGGCUUAUGUGGUUGCAAACUGCUGUUCAGAAUGCAGUCCGCAGUCUUCCGAGCGCUGCGCACACUUUCUUGUGUGGCGAGAGGACAGGCGGCAGUAUUUGUAGGGAGGAGGAGGCUGCUGCGUGGCGGCAUAUUGUCGCUGAGGCUCCACCUGACUUUGGAGGUGAGGGAAGCGCAGUGGAAAUAGGGCCGUACUGCUUGGCGCUGGUUCUGCUGCUCGUCUAUUCCUUGUCAGCAGCGCUGCAUAGGGUCUGUCUUGCGGGUUUCGCGGCAAUCAGACAUACCUGGUUCAUCUGGAGCUUACAGGAUGGCUCCACGACGAGGCCGUUGGGCGAAAGCUUGGGUGUUGCGUGCAAGAGCGCAUUGACUGCAUUUGCAGUUGCCUUCGUGUUGCUCGCGCUGCUGUGGGGUGCAGCAGCAGCAACAUCUCGGGGUGUUGCUCUCGUGAGAUUGGUUUGGGGGCAUCUCCUUGGCAAAACGUCUUCUGAGUGUGAAAGGAACGGGCACACCAAGGCUGCAAAGUGCAGCAGCAGUAGCUGCCGCCCCAGAGUGGGCAUACGGCGCAGUCGAGGGAAUGUAGGGCUCGAGAUUUUAGCUGCUUGUCUGACUUGCUGGGUGCUGCUGCUGUCGGACCGUGAAUUUGUCAUGUUCACGUGGGUCACGCUGCAGCCGCUGCGGCUGUCUGUGUUGUCCACAGUGCUGCUGCUACGGCUGCCUUCUUCCCAGGUAGCUACCUUGCUGGCUUGGCCCCCUCCUCUGCGAGAGCCAGCGCUGGUGCUGCAGCGGUCACAGCCUCUCAAGAUAAUUGAUCCUGUAGCUGUGGGUUCGAUGCUGGGAUGCGUCCUCGCAGCAGCAGCUCUGCGUCUUCUGCUGAACUUGGUGGUCAGACUGGGAGGCCUGGUCAGGAGGCCAUUUGCCUCCUCUCGCGUGAACCAGGCCGAUGGCGGCGUAGGGCUACUAGGCGUAUCGCGGGGGCACUGGAAAGUGCGCAGCAGCAGUCCUUCGGGGAGCGACUCACCUGCACCUAGCACCCUCUUGCAGAAGCUACAGGAGCAAAACGGAGUCAUAGCGGAGUUACAGGCAUCUCUGGAGAAAGAACGCUGCAGGGCCACACUGGCGGAGGAGCUCAUUGCAAAACUGAAAGAAGCGGCCCGGACACAGACAAUCUUGACACCUCCUGAGGUUAACGGAGACACCAGCCCACACGCACUGCCAGUGAAGCCUCAUGCAGAUUCCCGGCACAGGCUUGCAUCGCCAGGUGAAAUUUGCAGGGGACAGGCGCCGCAGACCCAUCACCAGGACCAUGGUAAACAACACAACGAUACAGAAAAGGGCCAGCAGAAGCAGCAGAACCAGGAGCAGCAACGGCAGCAGCAACAACUGGAGGGCAAUCCCCGUGUGAAAGAUUUGCAGCAGCAAGUACAUGGAGCCGCGGAACAACAGAUGAAUGUGUACGCUGAGCAGCUGCAAAAGGCUCAGCAACAGCUGGGGGAAUUGCAAAGGCAACUCCGCGGAGCCCAAAGCCAACUAAUGGAGCUGCAGCAGAAGCGGGAUACCGAUGCCUUGGCCCAUGACCAACGACAGCAGCAGCUGGUGUCAGAGGCUGCACUGUGGAGAGGAAGAGAAGGAGAGGCGCGUGCCGAGUGCGAGCGGCUCAAGGUAGACCUUGCAGAGGCUUCCCGAGCCCUUGAGGGUUUAAGACGGGCCCACGGAGGGCAGCAACAGGAAGCCAACGUGGCUCAGGCGGAAGACAAAGGGCAUAUCAAGCGGAUGGCGCAGCUGCUUCAAAAACAGACCGAAGAAUUAGCCAACAAAACGGCAGAGAUAAAUACACUCCGGUCGAAGUUGACUCAGGUGGCCACCAGCACCUCACGGGGAUCCCCCAGCCUCGUCGACCUUCCGUCUGAGACUCCGCGGGUCCAGCCAAAAAGGCUUGUAGAGCAGACUGAGGACACCGCACCGAAUCUCGUCGUGGGCGGGCUCUUGUCGAAGCUCGAUGACAUUACCCACGGGAUCAAGCAAAAUGUUGAAAACGAUACAAAAACCGUCAACCUACACAAAACACACUUCAGUAGUCUCGGAUGUCGAUUCUCACCCAAUCUCUCCCACUCCUCAAAUACUGUCGCUUCAGGCAACACUUCAGAUGACACAGAGUCCCAAUUGAACCACAGUUCAAGGGACACGGCUUUCUCUGGAGAUGACCCUCCGCUUUUGGAGGACCCGACCUCUGUAGACCCCUCGCCCAGAAGGAAUCCCGGAGCCUUCCGGCGACUGGAGCGCAAGGAAGCACUUUCGAAGGAGGAGUAUGGGAAAUUGGACGAGGCACUGCAAACAAUCGGCAAGUGCAUCUUCCCGCUGCGCACGGUGCUGGAGCACCUCGAUCUGCCCCAAGCGACUCUUGAUGCUGCGCGUCGACUCCUAGAGACUACGACGCAAUAUACUGGAGACAGCGCACGGCUGCAAGAGAUUUUAGCGCACCCCAGCAACUGCACGUGGGAGGGAGACGUGAAGCUUCUGGCCACUGACAUGGAGGUGCUUGGUCAAGCAUGGCCUUCCGAGGAGUCCUGCAGACGUCUGCUGCAACGACAAGGGGACGUCCACACUUUGUCGCCUGUAGAGCAAAAGUUCCUCCCGUUUGCAGAUUUGCCUCAAGGACGGAAGCGCGUGGCAAUGAUGCAAUUCGUGUUGGGCCUCGACGUACAAUGGCAGGCUGCCUGCCGCCGGCUGGACCGCAUGGAGGCGUCUCUUUGCUUGCUGCGGAGGUCCACCGUGUUGCGCACUUUGUGUGCGACCUGCGCUGCCCUCCAUGAAGAAAUGAACCGAGCUUGCACUUUUGAGGCCUUUGAGGGGGCAGGAGGGACGGAGGCUGAGAAAGAGACCACAGGCAUUACAGCAUCUACAGCCCCGACGCCGUGGUGUACACGAAUAUGGAAAACAAGCAAAAGCUGCGAUGCUGCCCUACGGGAGUUCGCAGUCUGGAAGGACAACGGCGACUUCAACUUCGCUUGUCUCAAGAAUGCCGCCAGCAUCUGUCCCCCUGCCCUGCAGGGAUUUUCUCUGCUGCACCUCAUUCUUAGUGUAUCGGGGGUCGCAGCAUGCGAGGGGGAGAUCGGCCCCACCGCGAAUGGUGAGGGUGCAGAGGUGGACAGCACGUUCCCGAACCGGUUGAAGACAGAAAUAUACGGUGGCACCGCCCCCUUUUCUUCCUCUUCCCCGAGCGAUGCAAAGAGCACCGCCAUCUCGCCUGCCUCAUGCCCAUCAACGGCCGCUGCCCCAACGCAGAAGUGUGACUGUGCGAUUUGCGAGGACGCGGAUUUGGCCCCUCGCGGACCUCCGCGAGACUGGCGAAGGCAGCUGCUGAUGAUGAAGCAACAAAAGAUCUUCAGAACUCCCUCAAGAAAGACCCUAAGCCCCAGCACAGACGCAUCCCAUUCGCAGUCUCCUACGGCAGCAGCAGCAGCAGCAGAAAAACAGGACACCAGCCCAGCAUCCGAUGGACUCGAAGCUGCAAUUGCUAUUGUUACACUGUACUAUGACGAUUUGACCGGGCGGCAAAACAAAUUGGCGGACAUGGGCAGACAUAUGCAGCAGGAGGUGUCUAUGGCUAGCCGGUUUUACAGGAGUGUGCAUGGAAAGCUGCUGGGUGGGGCAUCCGCAACCUCGCGAACUACCUCUCGCUCGUCCUCUGCUUCCUCAGGAACAGGAGGUGGAGAGACUACGUUCGUUCGAAGGGUGCAGGCUCCACCCGCAGCAGAGGCUGCUAGCGUCCCGGGUCAUGUGCCUACAGAGACCGAACGGCGGCUGGAGCAGGCCUGCCAGAUCCUCAAGAACAUUCACUCUACAGUGCCGCUUCUAACAGACGCCUGGAGUGGCUUCCAUACUGAAGAAAAGGUAGACGCCCUUCGGGUGAUGGCUGGGUUGUUAGAAACGUGGCCCUUUAAACAAGUGGCUACAGAUAAGACAGCCCUAGCUAAAUCGUCAUUGCUGUCGUUGGAAAGAGAGGCCGCUCCUCUGCGCGCAAUGGUAGCCAAGGCGUCGUCUGCUGCUGUGGCAGCGGAGGCAGCAGUGAAGGCACAGGAGGCAGCGCGACGCGUUAACGCUUCUGAGGGCACAGCACAACCCCAGAGGAGCGUACGGCAAGUAGAGGUCAACCGGUUGCAUGGAUUAGGUGCAGGAAAGCAGCUGCACCUUGAAGCCGCGGAUAUGGGCAGCCAAGGCAGCGACAGGUCCAUCCCGUGCCCGACGUUGUUGACAGGCCAGACGGUUUCAGGCCAGCUCACAAAAGGUAGCCGUUCGCGACAACCGAACACAGCGCUACCUCUCCCUGGCAAGCCAAUGCGACGCGUCGGCACUGGGGGCAACUCCAGUACCAACGAUUCCUCAGCGCAGGCGAGGAGGCCUGUCUCGUACUCGCGCGGUUGGAGUGGAGCGUCAGCAGCUCCACCACCUAAGCAGCUGCACGGGCGCAUUAUCCGUACAAACACGCAACCUACAGAAGCAGCCGCGUUGUUUCUAGGCAGGGCUGGCGGGAAACAAGCGCGUGAGCCUGCUCUUUCUCCACCGCUGGAGAAGUCCGCACUGACGAACGGCCAGCAGCGCAGAUCCAGUGGCCCAGGAGAUGUAUUAGACAGCAUGGCUUGCGAGCAUAUCCCCCCGCAUCCAAGGCCGGAGGCUGCCGAUGCAGCAACGAAGACUUCAGCGGUUUCUGGAGGCGCGAGCACGGUUCAGAGGUCGCCGCAGUUAGAACCUGCAUUGGUGACCACUAUGGUGCAGAGUGACAAUGGGUGUCAAAGUGCCCCUUCACCGUGUUUGCUAGACAAUUCGGAUGCCCAUUGUGACCACUCUGGAGUGGAAGAAGCCGCUUUGAGCGGCAACGGCGUUCAAAGCCAGUCAGCCCAACAGCCGAAGUGCCUGAACCCCCCAGACGGAGCAGCUGAUUUGGCUUCUGGUGGAGAAGAGCGAGAGGAAAUGCGGUUUCUUGAAGAAUCAUGA